This is a messenger RNA of Drosophila ficusphila, 1837 nucleotides long. It is a transcript of the gene Ssadh, whose product is annotated as succinate-semialdehyde dehydrogenase [NADP(+)] GabD. The transcript is spliced from 3 exons. The coding region runs from base 182 to 1711 and encodes 509 amino acids. Gene Ontology annotation, molecular function: succinate-semialdehyde dehydrogenase (NAD+) activity. The record is from RefSeq and is a predicted model, not a curated record. Gene Ontology annotation, biological process: GABA catabolic process. Lineage: Eukaryota; Metazoa; Arthropoda; Insecta; Diptera; Drosophilidae.
UCUGCCUAUCGCCUAUCGCUCUGCUGGCUCGGAGCGUAACAAAUUAAAAUCAAUUGAAUCCAAUCAAAGCACCCAAUAUAGAAGCUAUAAGCACAGUUCUGGUCAGCAGAGGAUCUUCCCGAUAACAACGCAGAUAAGAUAAGCCCCUCAAACUCCCCCGACAGUUGAAAAAGCCGGCAGAAUGUGGCGACAACUCGGCGGUGUCGCACGAACGGGAAGCAACUUGAACUUCUGCAGGAUGCGAGGACUUUCGGCUUUGGUCCAGGAUAAGGCCUUGGUGGAUGGAGCGUGGGUGGAUUCGAGCAACUCCAAGGCAACUUUUGAGGUCCGGAAUCCUGCGAAUGGAGAGGUUAUUGGAAAAGUUCCCAACAUGACAGUGACCGAUGCCCAAAAAGCCAUAGAUGCAGCCAAGAAUGCAUACGAAUCCAAGGAGUGGCGGUCCCUGACGGCCAAAGAUCGAUCCAAUCUGCUCAAGAAAUGGCACAAACUGAUAGAUCAGCACUCGCAAGAGAUAGCUGAGAUUAUGACGGCGGAAUCGGGCAAGCCGAUAAACGAAUCCAAGGGGGAGGUGGCCUACGGAAACGCAUUUGUGGAGUGGUUCGCGGAGGAGGCCCGUCGCAUCUACGGUGAGAUUGUGCCCAGUGCUCAGCCCAACCGGGAGAUCAUUGUGAUGAAGCAGCCCAUCGGAGUGGCGGCCUUGAUCACUCCCUGGAACUUUCCGAUGGCAAUGAUCACACGAAAAGCAGGUGCAGCCUUGGCCGCAGGAUGCACGGUGGUGGUGAAGCCCUCGGAAGAUACUCCUCUCACAGCACUGGCCGUGGCUAAACUGGCAGUGGAUGCAGGCAUCCCAAAGGGAGUAAUUAAUGUGGUGACCACCAACCAAGCAGCUCCCAUUGGUGAUCUAUUCUGCAAGAGUCCCGAUGUGAGAGGCAUUUCCUUCACAGGCUCCACAGAAGUGGGCAAGCUGCUGUUCCGCAACUCUGCUGAUGGUAUCAAGAGGAUCUGCCUCGAGCUGGGCGGCAAUGCUCCCUUCAUUGUCUUCGAUUCGGCCGACAUCGAUAAGGCGGUGGAUGGAGCCAUGGCUUCCAAGUUCAGGAACUGCGGACAGACCUGUGUUUCUGCCAACAGAUUCUUCGUCCAGGAUGGCGUCUACGAUAAGUUCGUGGAGCGAUUGAAGAAGCGCGUAGAGGCCUUAAAGAUCGGCGACGGCCAGGGAUGCGAUGUGCAAAUUGGACCACUGAUCAACGAAAUGCAGUUCAAGAAAGUCAGUGGUUUUGUGGAGGAUGCGAGGUCUAAAAAGGCGAAUAUUCUGCUGGGAGGAAAACCGCUGAGCGACAAAGGCUCCCUUUUCUACGCACCCACAAUUGUCGCAGAUGUUCCACCUUCCGCUCAACUCUACACAGAGGAAGUCUUUGGCCCCGUAGUUUCUAUCAUCCGUUUCCGGGAUGAGGAGGAGGCUGUUAAGAAGGCCAACGACACCAGGAGAGGACUGGCCGGCUACUUCUACAGCGAGAACCUGCAGCAGGUGUUCCGGGUGGCCAAGCGAUUGGAGGUUGGCAUGGUCGGAGUGAACGAGGGCAUCAUUUCCGCCGCCGAGGCUCCAUUCGGCGGAGUCAAGGAGUCGGGAGUCGGACGGGAGGGCUCCAAGCACGGCAUCGAUGAUUAUGUGGAUAUCAAGUACAUUUGCAUGGGCAACCUUAAGUACGAUUGAGGUUCAACGGAUCAGUCACUUCCGCUGCUUUCAUAUGCUGUCUUCCAUUAGAAUGCGAUUUGUUGAAUGUUUCAUAGUUAAUUUAUAAAUCCACGCCGCUAUUUUAAUAAAUGUGCACAAAAUCGA